Lasiosphaeria miniovina is the source of this 666-nucleotide messenger RNA. RefSeq lists its product as uncharacterized. Lineage: Eukaryota; Fungi; Ascomycota; Sordariomycetes; Sordariales; Lasiosphaeriaceae. The transcript has a single exon. The record is from RefSeq and is a predicted model, not a curated record. Bases 1 to 666 code for a protein of 221 amino acids.
AUGGUCGUCAGAGGGGGACCUGCGGGGGUGGUUGGCGUCGUGGAGGUCGUCGAGGGGACGGAUGAGCUGCUCGGCGCAGAAGAGCUGGGGGCCUCGGUCGUAGUUGACGCCUCGACGGAUGAGCUGGGGACAGGCGCCAAGCUGGAGACUGGUGCCGAGCUGGAGACUGGCGCUGAGCUGGGGACAGGUGCCGAGCUGCUCGGGACAGAGACAUGUGCUGUUGACGAAGCAACAGCGGUUGAAGAAGCUGAAGACACAACGCUGGACACAACGCUGGACACAACGCUGGACAAAACGCUGGACGGGACAGUGGACGAGACGACCACGGAUGAUGCUGACGACAAGACGACACUAGACGAUGCGGCGGAAGAGACAACGCUAGAUGAUAUCGUCGAGAAGACAGUGUCGGACGUGGGCAAAGAGACGAGGCUUGACGGCACCGACGACGAAAUAACGCUGAGAGCGACAGUGGACGACACAAUCUCGGAGGAUGCCGACGAGGGAAAGACAGAAUCCGAGGAAGCCGACGAAGAAAAGACAGAAGCCGAGAAAGCCGACGCCGAGAUGGCGGACGUGGCUUUGCAUCUUCCCUUCCUCGGCGCCGCCAAGACGGAGGCGGAAAACAGAGGCAGCAACGCCAAGAGCCGGAGGCUGAAACGAGUGUGA